AUGGCAUGCCUUGAGGGACUUGACUCGGGUAUUGAGUUUGAUUGUUUGGAUGUAGAGGAUGAUCAGCAUGACGAGGACAAUGGCGUUGAAGAUGUCGGGUUCGGGUAUCAUGGUGGGGUGGAUGUGGGUGUGGAUGUGGAGGGGGGGUUCGAGGAUAUUGAUGAUGAUGAUGAUGGUUGUUUGGGUGAUGAGACUGCUAGUGUUGGGAGUGAAGGUGUUUGGUAUGAAGAUGGAGAAGGAGUAGAAGGGGAUGGGGAUGAGGAGGAAGAAUAUAUAGAGGAGGAGGAAGAAUCAGAGGAAGAAGAACUGGUGGUGCUCCGGUGUGACCUGAGUAGAGUUUGUGAUUCGAUUGCCUCGUCGCGCGUUUGUCAUGGCACUGGGUUGGUGAGGAGGGAGAAGAGACGGUUUGGAAGAGGGAGGGUACGGGGGCCUAGGAGGAGGAAUACGGCUGAUGAGGAGGCUAUGGAGAUGGAUAUGGCUAUGGCGAGGGCGAGGGUGGAGGAUGAGAGGAUCUCUAUUUCUACGUUCUCAUCGACAUGA
Messenger RNA from Aspergillus welwitschiae, 540 nucleotides. RefSeq lists its product as uncharacterized. Lineage: Eukaryota; Fungi; Ascomycota; Eurotiomycetes; Eurotiales; Aspergillaceae. The coding region runs from base 1 to 540 and encodes 179 amino acids. The record is from RefSeq and is a predicted model, not a curated record. The transcript has a single exon.